AUGAUGAGAAAUCGCAUCAUCGUCUCCGAGAAACCGUUAUUCAUCACCAUUGUCAUCGCCGUCAUAAUCACCGGCGGACUUACCAUCUCCAGCCUCCGCAGUACCGGUGGAGCAAACCCCACAUCCAUCCUCUGCACAUUCGUUAACUCCCAAUCCCAAACCCAACUCAAAGACCCCACCACCACCCAUUUCUCCGCCAUCAUGUACUACGCCACCGCCCGCGGCGUCGCUGCCCAACAAACCCUCCCGGAGAUCAGAACGGUUUUCGACGUCCUGCAAACCCUCGCUCCCUGCAACCUCCUGGUCUUCGGAAUCGGCCACGAAUCCCUCAUGUGGUCCGCCUUCAAUACACGUGGCACAACCUUAUUCCUAGAAGACGAUAUUAAAUGGGUCCAAAAAACCCUAAGCAACGCGCCCGCCCUUCGCGUGCAUCACAUCGCGUACGAAACUCAGUUAUCGGAGGCCGAAUCGCUUCUGGAGUCGUAUAAAACCACCCCAAAAUGUCUACCGCCGCAGGUGGACCUAAAAGGAAACACGGAGUGCAAGUUAGCACUGAGUAAGUUGCCGGAGGAGGUUUACCGGCGGGAAUGGGAUGCGAUAAUAAUUGAUGGACCGAGGGGUUAUUACCAGGAGGCGCCAGGAAGAAUGGCGGUGAUAUUCUCGGUGGCGGUGAUGGCUCGCCGGAGACAAGGUGCCGGCGAUACACAUGUGUUGGUUCAUGAUGUGAAUCGGAAGGUAGAGCAGGAGUAUGCAGAAGAAUUCUUGUGCAAGAAUAAUUUGGCGAAGGCGGAGAACAGGCUUUGGCAUUUUAAAAUACCGCCGGCGGCGAAAGAUAGCCCCACCUUUUGCUAG
Cynara cardunculus var. scolymus (artichoke) is the source of this 852-nucleotide messenger RNA. Its product is annotated as probable methyltransferase At1g27930. Gene Ontology annotation, biological process: xylan biosynthetic process. The record is from RefSeq and is a predicted model, not a curated record. The coding region runs from base 1 to 852 and encodes 283 amino acids. The transcript has a single exon. Lineage: Eukaryota; Viridiplantae; Streptophyta; Magnoliopsida; Asterales; Asteraceae.